This is a messenger RNA of Plasmodium vivax (malaria parasite P. vivax), 1353 nucleotides long. RefSeq lists its product as hypothetical. The record is from RefSeq and is a predicted model, not a curated record. The transcript has a single exon. Bases 1 to 1353 code for a protein of 450 amino acids. Lineage: Eukaryota; Apicomplexa; Aconoidasida; Haemosporida; Plasmodiidae.
AUGAAAAAUGAAAGCAAGCACAUGGAAAAAACAAAUUUCAAAAAUGGCAUAAUAUAUGUAAUAUAUGACGAGAUUUAUGAUACACAUAGGAAGGAAAAAAGGCGGAGAAAUUAUUACUGCAAAAUUGUGAGGUUCCCCAACCCUCCAGUGCUAACAAUCAGGGCGUUAAGUGAGGUGUACAAUUUGAAGGACAGAGUGGAGUACCUCCCUCGUAGUUGCCAUUUCGGCGUAGUAAACACGCACAGUUAUUUCAAUGGGGAAAAAAGGAGCGUCUACGAGACGCUGCUCCUUAUGCAUGCCCUGAAUGGCAAAAGGGGGGUGGCAAAGAGCGCGAGUGGUGAAGCGGGCGUGAAAUUUAACGGUGAAGGAACAAAUGACGAGGAAGCGAACCCUAGCGGCGAAGGAUCAAAUGACCAGCGCAACAACGACGCCACAGCGUUGACCAAUGUAGGAAGCACCAGGAAACAUGAACACCUCCACUUAUUUCACAUUUUGAACGAAGCACACCAAGUGUAUGAAUAUUUUUUUUACUUGUAUGGCAAAUGCUACCAAAAUUACACGCGCCCAUUUUUCCUACACAUAAAUCUAAACUACAAUUUGAUCAGAGGAUUUAUAAAAUUGCAAUGCAUGAAUGACCGCAUGUCAAGCAAGUACAAAAAUGUGUCCCUCGACAGUAUGAUGAAUAGGCUGAUAAAAUUGCUGCAUUUGUUUUCACAGCUUGGGAAGGAUUACGAGCGAGUUGAGUGCAUCGUCUUGUACGUAUAUUUCUACACCUUUUUAUGUGUGCCCUUUUGUUUCUACCCAUGGGGUUGCCCCGAUUUCGAUCGCUUAAGUAGGAAAAUACGCAGCGACGGGAAUGUUAAUAUGCUCAUUAACCAUGUGCACGCCAAUAAAAAGAGCUUAUUUUCUCUCCUCCUAAAUAUUACGGAAGAAACAGAUGGUUAUUUCGAAACGUACGAUUUUAACUUGGCCAUAUUGAUGAGCGAAGUUGCGGGGGAAAGCGACAAAUUGCAGCCACGCUACGAUGUUAGAAAUGGUCUCCGUCACCUCGACCGUAAUGCCGCUCUCUUCGAAAAGAAGGAAGGACACAUCAACUUGAGUGAAUAUCGCCUACUGAAAGGCAUCGGCUAUAAUUCGCUGAGGCAGCUGUACCAGCCGCACUUCUACCACUUGACAGUGUUGAGACGGACGUUUUUGUUUCACAGCAAAGUGGAAGUCAUUUGGGUUUUUCUGCGCCUCCUGGCCGAACGGGUGGUCGACAUGGACCGGCACUACAGGAGGUGCGCAGUAAAGGUGGGCCAACAGGGGGAGCAACAUCAGCAGCAUCAGCAGGAGCAGCAUCGUUCUGUCUAA